GCGAGACCUAGGGAGACAGCCUAAGAUAUAGACACGCGCACAGGCGCGCACACACAUAUACACACACACACACACACACACACACACACACACACACACACACACACCAAGGAAGCUUUGAAGUAACUGGAUUCAAUGGAAGAGAUGCUGCUACUGACGAGAUUUCUGCUGGUGGUCCUCGUCUCUUCUCUCUUGAUGUCCUCGGGGCUGGCGUGCGGACCUGGCAGGGGAUUUGGGAAGAGGCGGCACCCCAAGAAGCUGACCCCCUUAGCCUACAAGCAGUUUAUCCCCAAUGUGGCGGAGAAGACCCUAGGGGCUAGUGGAAGAUACGAAGGGAAGAUCUCCAGAAACUCCGAGCGAUUUAAAGAACUCACCCCCAAUUACAAUCCUGACAUUAUAUUUAAGGAUGAAGAGAACACUGGAGCGGACCGGCUGAUGACUCAGAGGUGUAAGGACAAACUGAAUGCCCUGGCUAUCUCUGUCAUGAACCAGUGGCCCGGGGUGAAACUUCGGGUCACUGAGGGCUGGGAUGAGGAUGGCCAUCACUCUGAAGAGUCGCUGCACUAUGAGGGCCGGGCAGUGGACAUCACUACUUCAGACCGGGACCGAAGCAAAUAUGGCAUGCUGGCCCGCCUGGCUGUGGAGGCAGGCUUCGACUGGGUCUAUUACGAAUCUAAAGCUCAUAUCCACUGCUCUGUGAAAGCAGAGAACUCAGUGGCCGCCAAGUCGGGCGGCUGCUUCCCGGGCUCGGCCACGGUGCACCUGGAGCAGGGCGGCACGAAGCUGGUGAAGGACCUGAGCCCCGGGGAUCGGGUGCUGGCGGCCGACGACCAGGGCCGCCUGCUCUACAGCGACUUCUUGGCCUUCUUGGACCGGGAGGACGGCGCCAAGAAGGUGUUCUACGUGAUCGAGACGCGGGAGCCCCGAGAGCGCCUGCUGCUCACCGCUGCCCACCUGCUCUUCGUUGCCCCGCACAACGACUCGGGCCCCGAGCCGCUGCCUCCGGGGGAGCCGGGGCUGCUGCCGUCGGGGCAGCCGUCGGGCUGGGCCUGGCAGGGGCCGCCGCCUGGGGUCGCGGCCGGACGCCAGUCGCUCUUCGCCAGCCGGGUCCGACCCGGACAGCGGGUCUACGUAGUGGAGGAGCGGGGCGGUGACCGCAGGCUGCUGCCCGCCGCCGUGCACAGCGUGUCCCUGCGCGAAGAGGCCACGGGAGUUUACGCGCCGCUCACCGCGCAGGGCACCAUCCUCAUCAACCGCGUGCUGGCCUCUUGCUACGCCGUCAUCGAGGAGCACAGCUGGGCGCACUGGGCGUUCGCCCCCUUCCGACUGGCCCACGCCCUGCUGGCCGUGCUCUCCCCCGCGGGCAGGGACUGUGGCGGGGGCGGCGGCGGCCCCGGCGGGGGCGGUGGCGGCCGUCUCCUCCUCCCCGCAGCCUCGCCAGAUGUGGCCGACGCUCCAGAUGCCGGGGCCGCGACGGCAGGCAUCCACUGGUACUCGCAGCUGCUCUACCAAAUAGGCACUUGGCUGUUGGACAGUGACGCACUGCACCCCCUGGGGAUAGCAGUCAAGUCCAGCUGA
This is a messenger RNA of Vombatus ursinus (common wombat), 1578 nucleotides long. It is a transcript of the gene SHH, whose product is annotated as sonic hedgehog signaling molecule. Lineage: Eukaryota; Metazoa; Chordata; Mammalia; Diprotodontia; Vombatidae. The coding region runs from base 136 to 1578 and encodes 480 amino acids. Gene Ontology annotation, molecular function: calcium ion binding; patched binding. The record is from RefSeq and is a predicted model, not a curated record. Gene Ontology annotation, biological process: smoothened signaling pathway; cell fate specification; regulation of gene expression. The transcript has 3 exons.